This is a messenger RNA of Prunus dulcis (almond), 1709 nucleotides long. RefSeq names its product ribulose-1,5 bisphosphate carboxylase/oxygenase large subunit N-methyltransferase, chloroplastic. The record is from RefSeq and is a predicted model, not a curated record. Lineage: Eukaryota; Viridiplantae; Streptophyta; Magnoliopsida; Rosales; Rosaceae. Gene Ontology annotation, molecular function: protein-lysine N-methyltransferase activity. The coding region runs from base 43 to 1530 and encodes 495 amino acids. Gene Ontology annotation, biological process: peptidyl-lysine monomethylation. The transcript is spliced from 13 exons.
CACUUUGAACCGAAAACGACGACGUCUGGUCCCUGCAACGCAAUGCUGCUGGGAGCUCGAAAAAUCAGCCGACAUUGGUGUACUCGUCGUCCAAAUCUCAGCCUCUCCCAUACUCCAAGCACCAAGCUCAACUCCCACAUCUCAGCCUCGUUGCAUUCUCUCUGUCAGGUUGAGGAAUUGGACGACUUCUUGCCGUGGUUGGAGCGCAAGGCCGGCGCCGAGAUAUCGUCCGUGCUUUCCAUUGGGAAAUCAGCCUACGGAAGGUCUCUGUUUGCUUCGAAGACUAUAAGAGCCGGAGACUGCAUAUUGAAGGUUCCGUUCAACGCGCAGCUAGCUCCGGAUAAUCUCAAUCCUGAACUGAAAGCUUUGCUAAGUGAUGAUGUUGGCGAUGUUGCCAAGCUCGCCAUUGUCGUUUUGCUUGAGCAGAAAAUGGGCCAUGAUUCUGAAUGGGCCCCUUACAUAAGCCGUCUUCCUCGCCUGGAGGAGAUGCAUAACACAAUAUUUUGGAGCGAAGGUGAGCUGGAGAUGAUUCGUCAAAGCUCUGUGUAUCAGGAAACAAUUAAUCAAAGAUCUCAAAUACAACAGGAUUUUUUGGCAAUUAGGACGGCUCUCAAGAACUUUCCCGAAACGUUCGAAAGUAUCACCUAUGAGGAUUUCAUGCAUGCAUACGCUUUAGUUACUUCUCGAGCAUGGGGAAGCACAAAAGGCUAUUCCCUGAUCCCAUUUGCUGAUUUUUCGAAUCAUGACGGGACUUCAGAAUCAAUUGUGUUGAGUGAUGAAGACAAACUUUUUUCAGAGGUUCUUGCUGAUCGUAAUUAUACUCCUGGUGAACAGGUACUAAUAAGAUAUGGAAAAUUUUCAAAUGCUACCCUGCUGUUGGACUUUGGGUUUACUCUUCCAUACAACAUUCAUGGCCAGGGGUGCCUGUGGCUCUAUUUUCAGAUCCAGAUCCAGGGCAGCAUACCUCAUCAUGAUAACCUUCGGGAAAUGAAGUUGGAUCUUUUGAAGAGACACCACAGACCAGUCAGUAAAGAUGACAAUGGUUUCAGCUCUUCAAUGGAUUCUUUCACCAUCAAGGAAAUCAGGUCUGGUAGUGGAAAAGGGAAAGGAAUUCCACAAUCACUUCGUGCAUUUGCUCGUGUUCUAUGUUGCACCUCUCCUCAAGAACUUAGUGACCUGGUCGAGGAAGCUGCACAACAUGAUGGACGAUUGGCUCGGCGUCCUUUAACGAACAUCAGCAGAGAGAUUAAAGCACAUCAGAUGUUGAUAUCAACAUUAACCCAAUUAGCUGAGGAUUAUGAUGCAUCUGUUAAGUCUUUGGGGCCGAUAAGUUCUCCCGCUACACGUGAAAGACUUUCUCACCGGAGGCAAAUGGCUCGGGAUCUCCUUAGUGGCGAGCUUCGUAUCCUCGAAUCUGCUUCUGCGUGGCUAAAGAACUACUGCGCAACCUUGAUGGCAACUGACUGCCAUAGAGAUGGUGUAUGUUCCACAAAACAACCAAGGCGCAGGACUGAGAGGGGAGAGAUGUAAUAUAAUAGGACUGUAUCAGUGAGAUCAAACACUGGUACAAGUUGUAGAAACACUGGUACAAGUUGUAGAUUCAUAUCAAACUGUUUGCCCCGGGUAUAUUUGGAUUUCCUUGUGAAUGUUUUGUUGUCAAGCGUAUGAUGCUAUAUUUGUAAUUUGAUAUCCUCUACUUUUUCUGAUCA